Messenger RNA from Penicillium angulare, 1059 nucleotides. RefSeq lists its product as uncharacterized. The transcript is spliced from 2 exons. The record is from RefSeq and is a predicted model, not a curated record. Bases 1 to 1059 code for a protein of 352 amino acids. Lineage: Eukaryota; Fungi; Ascomycota; Eurotiomycetes; Eurotiales; Aspergillaceae.
AUGGUGGCCAUAGGAACUCAGUAUAUGAUGCAAAGCGGCCUAGCAGCCGGCAUGUCCGCCACAGAAGGACACAGAUCUCUACAGCCCAAGCCCGUGGAUCCAAACCUUACCGACCCGCCUUAUGUCCUCGAGCCAGACUUUACUCCAGACUCUCAAAGCCGGAUCGUUUUACGCACUCGAAGCGGCAAGGGCGUCUCGAUUCCCUAUAUGAGCAUUGGCGCUUGGUCCUGGGGCGACAAAGCCACAUUCGGAUAUAACGCCACGAAAAAUCUACCACGGAUCCAUGCCGCAUGGGAGAAGCUCAAAGCUGUGGGGCUAACCUUCGUCGACACUGCACAAGCGUACGGAGACGGGGAAAGCGAACGUAUCUGCGGAACUUUGUUCCAGGGUAUGCCGCGAGAUUCAUUUAUCGUGCAGACAAAAUGGCAAUCCCUGCCUGACAUGACCAAUUAUGUGGAUAUCUAUCUUGUUCAUGGACCUGUGCACCCGAGUUCGUUCUCAUCCGUCGCGAAGGGACUGGCUGAAUGUGUGGAAGAAGGUCUUACCCGUGCUGUGGGCAUGGCAAAUUACGAUACGAAGGAGAUGAUCAAGAUGGCUGAUGAAUUGGAGAGAUAUGGUGUUCCGUUGUCCGUUAGCCAGUGCGAGUAUUCGGUUAUUCGCCGAGUUCCGGAGAUUAGUGGGAUGAUUCGUGAGUGCCGGAAGCGAAAUAUCUGUUUCCAAGGCUUUUCUUCGCUCGCUCAAGGUCGCUUGACGGGUCGGUAUUCGCGGUUUGAACAGCCCAGGCGUACGUUGCGGCUCAGUAGUUACCCCAUGCAUCUCCUAGAGCCUACUAUUGAGGUGCUGAAGAGCGUUGCUGCGAAGCGCCGUGUACCUGUACCUGCCGUGGCUCUGAAUUAUUCUAUAAAUAAAGGGGUCGUGCCCCUCGUUGGGGUGCGGGAUGCGGAGCAGGCGCAGCAGGAUAUGCAGGCUCUUGGCUGGUGGUUGUCAGAGGAAGGGAUUCAACGCAUUGAGGAGGUGAGUAUCUCGGGCAAUACAACUUCAAAGCUACAGCAUGGGUAG